Plasmodium fragile is the source of this 2895-nucleotide messenger RNA. RefSeq names its product ribosome biogenesis GTP-binding protein YsxC. Bases 1 to 2895 code for a protein of 964 amino acids. NCBI's taxonomy places the organism in Eukaryota, Apicomplexa, Aconoidasida, Haemosporida, Plasmodiidae. The record is from RefSeq and is a predicted model, not a curated record. The transcript has a single exon. Gene Ontology annotation, molecular function: GTP binding.
AUGCAGCUACUAGGCCAGAUUUUUCGAAGGUACGCCAGCCUACGCGCCAAACUGAGGGCCGAACAGGUGAGCAAAAAUGUGAGCAACCGUGUGGGAAACCAUGUAAGAAACGAUAUGGGAUAUCGUGUGACCAACGACGCGAACAGAACACACGGAGAGGCGGGCAGCCCCAACGGAAUAAGCAGAAGACAGAGGGAGAGGAACACAAAAAUUGAUGUAAAAAUAUAUGAACAGUUAAAAAAAAAAAUGUUGGGGAAACCAUUGAAUAAGGUGCAAAGGAAAUAUCUGAAGGAAAAGAGACCCAAUUUUGCGCCCAUAUUCUUAGACCAGUUAAAGCCAAGAAUGAUAUUAUACAAAACGGCGAUUGAAGUAAGUGAGUUGCCUUUACCAAAAUAUCCCGAAAUAGCAUUUAUAGGAAGAUCAAAUAGUGGAAAAUCUACACUAAUCAACGAAUUGUGUGGGAGAACAAAUAAAGCAAAGGUGAGUAAAUUACCAGGAUGCACAAAAGAAAUACAUUUUUACAAAAUUGCCAAGCCCUGUUUGUUAUGUUUAGUGGAUUUGCCAGGAUAUGGAUUUGCACAUAGUAAGGAAGAAUUACGGCUACAGUGGAAUGAAUUUACUUUAUUUUAUUUAAAAAACAGAAAAAAUUUAAAAAAAGUUUUUGUUCUCAUUGAUUGCAGAGUUGGACUAAAAACAAGUGACAAAGAAUUGCUCCAUUUUUUCGACCGAUAUAAUAUUAAAUAUCAGAUAGUCUUUAGCAAAUGUGACUUACUGAAUACGAAAGACUUAGCCAUAAAAAUGCAAAUCGCCAACGAAGAAAUCGCGUGCUUUAAAAAUUUGGACGCCCCAAUUAUUCCCCUCAGUUCCCUGAAAAGACAGAACUUGAAUGAGCUGCGCAGGGAAAUUGCCAGAUACCAGCUCAACAAAACCAUCGUCAAAAAUAACAUCGUAAUGAAGAUCAACGAUUUGAUCGAACAGAGGAGGUUGAGGAAGUUGGCCGUGGGCGCCAAUAGCAGCCUUAUCGGUGUUGGCGGCGCAGUGGAGGACCAGUUUAACAUCCCCACGGGCAACCACCCAAACGGGGGGAACACAAAAAGCAAAAGUAAAAACAAUGCUACCAAUGUAGGUGACAUUGUGUCGAAGGAAAUACUACUCAGCGAUGACACCAUAUCGGACGCAUUAAAUAGGUGGAAAAAAUUGGACAAACCGGUCGUAGACCCACCUUUUAAUCAAUGCAUGGGUUACCACAUGAAGCUCAUAAUAAACGCCCUGCAAGAAAAGUUUCUGCGCCAGUGCCGUGAAGAGUUUAACGAGAACGACCUAAAUAUUAUUGACAACGUGAUUGAGAAAUGCAGUAAACUGGGUCACCAAGAUGAGAUUUUGGCGGACUCAUCUUCAAGGCAGGUGAAUGGUGCAGAACUGUUCUGCGUGAACAGCACACAGAGUCAUUACAAUAAAGGGACCACCUACAUGCAAAAUAAACAAAGGAAAUACAAGAAAGGCUUGGAGUUGAGCGAACAGCAAUUGGAAGGUGACAGGGAGAAGAAGCACAUUUGGGGGGAGACCAUUGACGACAUAUCCAGCAAGCAUGUUAGUGCAGAUUUAUCACCAUGGGGAAGGUCUCACGGAGGAGCCAGAAAAAAGAUUUGCGCAGAACAAAAUGAGAAAAACUACGAGAGGAGCGACGAAACGCUAUCGGAACAGACGUGGGAUGCGGAGCUACCGGUGGGUGAUAAUCACGCAACAUAUUGUACAAACGGUUUGGAUGUUCCCCACAGUGGGAGGGGUAAAAACAAAACUGGUGAUUAUUCAAAUCUGCCUUUGCUAAGUAAUAUCGACUCGAUGGAACUAGAAAAGGAGCUACUUUUGGAUAGUCUACUUUUAUCGGAUGAAAAAAAUAAGAACAAAUAUGAGUACCUCCAUUGCGAAAAUGUAAAAAUGGAUAAUCUGUUUGAAGAAAACAACAGCAAAUCAUGGAGCGAUCAGUUUAAACGUGAGGAUUAUUCCAAGGUUAAGGAAAGCAUUUUGUUGGAGGAAGAAGAUACGUAUACCCCUGAGGAUUAUGCUAGUGGGUUAAAGAGGAGUAAAGCGGCCACACAGAAUGGUGACAGCCUCUCCAAUUACACCUUUAACAUAAAGGAUAAAGACACGCAUCAAAUAUACGAAAAAAUCAAGUCAGAUUCGUACAAGAUGUACAGCAGUAGGCAGCUGGAAAAUUUAGACAUACAAACCAGUUGGGGCACACCUGGACAAGGCAAAAAUGUACAAAGGGGAAAACCGCACAUUACUACUGUUCGUUCUGCUUCACAAGGGGACAGCACCACUGUUGAAAAAAGUUCACCAAUAUCUAGUGGCUCUUCCGGUGAACUACCACCCCACCAGCGGGCGUCCCCCACGUAUGGACAAAACACCGGUGUGAAGAAACGUUACAUUGGCUUAAAAACCAGAAGCAGUAUUAUCAAGGGAACCAAAAAAUUAAAAUUAUUUGGAAAAAAAAGAACUACUGAUAUUGUUCACGUUCCGAUCGAUUUGGCAACGGACUAUUUUAAGUUAAGCAACAACUCCACCGUUUACGAUAAAAGGAAGAACAGCUGGAAUUAUAUUAACUCCAAGUAUAACAAGUGGCUUAAGAAAAUGACCCGCAAGAAGAUUUCCACCGAAAUUACCAGCCCAGUUAAAAAGGUAGACGUCAUGGUGAGAUAUGCACAGAAACAGGAAAGCAAAUAUAAGAAGGAGAAGAACAAGGUGCUCAUGCGGAAGAAGAACCUGGGCAUGAUUACCAAACCGCCUAAUCAUAAGAAGGCCUCAAAGAUUUCAAAAAAUUAUACCCUAUCCGAUGAGCAAAAGAUAUUUGAUAGGGAGGCCUUUUUUAAGUAUCGCGAUGUCCAAAAGUGA